Molecule: messenger RNA, 603 nt
Organism: Fraxinus pennsylvanica
Lineage: Eukaryota; Viridiplantae; Streptophyta; Magnoliopsida; Lamiales; Oleaceae
Source: the annotation of a GenBank genome assembly
AUGAUUUAUCAAUCACUUACCAAGAAAUUACCAAAUUUAAGUUCGAAUGGAGAUGGCUGGGAUGGUCAAGAUGAAAUAUUGGCAAGUUAUGGCGGCAAAAUUGCCCCCCGCACCACCGACGGCAAGCUCCGUUACGUUGGCGGAUACACUCGGGUCCUCUCCGUUAAUCGUUCUCUCACAUUUGCAGAUUUGAUGGUGAAAUUUGAGGAAUGUUGUGGUUCGUCGAUGAAUUUGAAGUGUAAGUUACCGAGCGAAGAUUUGGAUGUGUUGGUUUCAAUCAAAUCCGACGAGGACAUUAAGAAUGUGAUUGAAGAAUACAAUAGAGUUUCGCCGGGAACAAAAAUUAGAGCCUUGCUUUUCCCGAUGAACUCGAAGAAAAUCUCUCCUCCGUCUUCUCCUGUUUCGUCUUUUGAUUUCCCGUCCGUUCUGAAACCGCGCAAAGCAGUUCCUGCCACCGCGUCUUGCUAUUACGGACCUCCGCCUUGUGCCACGGCCGCAGUUGGAUACCCUAUGACCGUUGGAAAACACCAUUGCUAUAAAGGAAGGAGCCAUAGGCAGAAUUUGUACCAUGUCCCUCACUGGAAUUAUUGUCAUUCUCAUUAG